CUCACUCUCUUUUGGGUGAUCAAUAAGAAUUAUAUAUACCAGAAAGAAAUCCAGUUCUGAAGAGUCAAAACUUCUCUUCCUCAAUCAAUUCAUCCAUAUCCCGCUCAUCUCUUUUCUUUCCCUUUCCCCUUCCCUUCCCUUUCUCUUUCUCAAUACCCCUCUACACUUCUUUACACGUCAAUCUACAAUUCAAUAUGGAGCAUUUAAAGAACACAUUUGCACAAUGCAAGAAAGAAGGAAGAUCCGCAUUGGUAACAUAUAUCACUGCCGGUUUUCCUCAAGCAGAUGAUACCGUUGAUAUUCUAUUAGGAAUGGAGGCUGGUGGCGCCGGUAAGUACUGACUACCCUUUCAAUUGACCUUUGGGAAACUAACAAAUCUUCCCAGACGUCAUCGAAUUAGGCAUUCCUUUCACAGAUCCCACGGCAGAUGGUCCCACGAUUCAAAAGGCGAACACCCAAGCUUUGAAAAAUGGUGUGACGGUCACUUCGGUUUUACAGAUGGUACGGGAUGCAAGAAAGAAGGGAUUAAGGGCACCAGUUCUUUUUAUGGGUUAUUACAACCCAUUUCUGAGUUAUGGAGAGGAAAGGUUAUUGAAGGACUGUCGGGAAGCUGGUGUCAAUGGCUUCAUUGUUUGCGAUCUUCCACCUGAAGAAGCUGUGAGCUUCAGGAAGUUUUGCACAACUGGAGGGUGAGCACUAUUGCAGCAGUGGCACGUGUGACAUUUGAAUACAUUGCUGACAAAAUUAUUAACUAGAUUAUCCUACGUUCCUCUCAUCGCUCCCUCAACCUCCGAAUCCCGAAUGAAGCUUCUUUGUAAGCUUGCGGACUCCUUCAUUUAUGUUGUUUCAAGAAUGGGUGUGACCGGAGCUACGGGAGGCUCAAUGGAUGCUGGUUUGGAAGGAUUGUUGAAGAGAGUCAAAGAAUAUUCAGGAAAUGUUCCAGCGGCUGUUGGUUUUGGCGUUAGCACAAGAGAACAUUUUUUGCAGGUCGCGAAAAUCGCAGAUGGAGUUGUUAUUGGCAGUCAAAUUAUCAACACCGUCAAUCAAGCACCUGCCGGAAAAAUCGCGAAAAGUGUGGAAGAGUACUGUGCAGCAGUUUGCGGCAGACGAGGUGCUCUGAACGAGGGUUUAACGAGGGAAGUUGGCAUGGCCGAGGCAAUAGAUGUUGCCGAGGAACCCAGCGGAGAAAAUGUCACCGUUGAUGCUGUCAUUAGAGACGAAGAUAGAUCGGGACCUGGUUUAGCAGAUCAGAUUGAAGCCUUGAACACGAAUGGUUCUCUGGAUCCGAAACUUUCGGCUCAAAAGUUCGGCGAAUUUGGUGGACAAUAUGUACCAGAGGCACUCAUGGACUGCUUGUCAGAGCUUGAAGCAGGAUUCAAUGCCAUCAAGGAUGACCCAGCAUUCUGGGAAGAAUACCGAACAUAUUACCCAUGGAUGGGACGACCAGGCCAAUUACACGAGGCUGAAAGACUCACCGAGUAUGCUGGCGGUGCCAGGAUCUGGUUAAAGAGAGAAGACCUGAACCACACUGGAAGUCAUAAGAUCAACAAUGCUCUGGGACAAAUCCUUCUCGCCCGACGAUUAGGGAAAACUGAGAUCAUCGCAGAGACUGGCGCAGGACAACACGGUGUGGCCACAGCGACAGUAUGCGCAAAGUUUGGUAUGAAAUGUACAAUUUAUAUGGGAGCAGUAAGUUCAAAUAAUCUCCUUUACUUGGCUUUUUUUCCGCUAAUCAAUUUUAUAGGAAGAUGUAAGAAGACAGGCUCUCAAUGUUUUCAGAAUUAAGCUUCUCGGUGCUUCAGUUGUCGCCGUCGAGGCUGGUUCGCGUACCCUUAGAGAUGCUGUCAACGAAGCUAUGCGUUCCUGGGUGGUCAAGCUUGAUACUACUCAUUACAUCAUUGGUUCGGCAAUUGGUCCUCAUCCAUUCCCAACCAUCGUUAGAACAUUCCAAUCCGUCAUUGGUAACGAGACUCGAGCCCAAAUGCUAGAGAAACGUGGUAAACUCCCUGAUGCUGUUGUUGCAUGUGUCGGAGGUGGUAGUAAUGCGGUUGGCAUGUUCUACCCGUUCUCGAAAGAUCCAAGUGUCAAAUUACUAGGUGUAGAAGCCGGUGGUGAUGGUUUAGACACAGAUCGUCAUUCCGCUACUCUGAGUGGUGGAACAAAGGGUGUUCUACAUGGUGUCCGCACAUAUGUUCUUCAGGACAAACAUGGACAAAUCUCGGACACUCAUUCCGUAUCUGCAGGUUUAGAUUACCCAGGUGUUGGACCAGAAUUAAGUAAUUGGAAAGAUAGUGAGCGUGCCAAAUUCAUCGCGGCAACAGAUGCCGAGGCAUUCAAGGGAUUCAGGUUGAUCAGUGAGAAAGAGGGUAUCAUACCGGCUUUGGAGACUGCGCAUGCCGUGUGGGGAGCAGUAGAAUUGGCAAAGACCAUGACCAAAGAUCAGGAUGUUGUCAUUUGUUUAAGUGGUAGAGGUGAUAAGGAUGUACAGAGUGUUGCAGAGGAAUUACCCAAGUUGGGUCCAACGAUUGGAUGGGAUUUGAGAUUUUAGACAAAAGUUGCAGAUUGGAAGAAUGGGGGGCGUUGCAAGGUUUUGUAAAUAUUGAGAUAUUCAUGAGCGUGGAUAGACGGUUAGACCGAAAAAGUACUCUUAUACAAUAAAUGCAAUUGAUGAUUG
Messenger RNA from Sclerotinia trifoliorum, 2674 nucleotides. The record is from the annotation of a GenBank genome assembly. NCBI's taxonomy places the organism in Eukaryota, Fungi, Ascomycota, Leotiomycetes, Helotiales, Sclerotiniaceae.